AUGACUGCUCUCCGGAACCCAAAGGGAACAGCCAUUGCAUCGAGAAGGGGGAUGGAGAAAAUCAUCUACGACUUCUACUCUGAUCUCUUCGACAGCCAUGUCCACUUACCUCCUCACCAUCUGAGGGAAGAUGGACAAGUCAUUCCAGAGGUUCUCCCGUCCGAAAUACGACAUGCUAUCAUAACGCCUGAAGAGCCUUCCGCCAGUACUCAUCAACACCCUGGCGAGGCUCUUUACACGUUAUCUGUCGGAAUGUUUGUUGUUCCUAAACAGUGGAAGACCAGCAAGACCGUGUUGUUGUAUGAAAAGGGAGAUCCACAUGACAUCGGCAACUAUCGUCCAAUCUGCCUACUGUCCGUCAUCUACAAGCUCUUUACAAGAGCAAUCCUUAAUAGGAUUGAAAAAGUCUUGGAUGAAGGACAGCCAUGCGAGCAAGCAGGGUUUCGAAAAGGAUUCAGCACGAUUGACCACAUUCACACUGUUUCGAAACUCAUCGAGGUAUCACGAGAGUACAAGAUGCCGCUCUGUCUCACCUUCAUCGACUUGAAAAAGGCCUUCGACUCAGUUGAGACGGAAGCGGUCGUGGAAGCCUUGGACAACUAA
Necator americanus (New World hookworm) is the source of this 603-nucleotide messenger RNA. RefSeq lists its product as uncharacterized. The record is from RefSeq and is a predicted model, not a curated record. The coding region runs from base 1 to 603 and encodes 200 amino acids. Lineage: Eukaryota; Metazoa; Nematoda; Chromadorea; Rhabditida; Ancylostomatidae. The transcript is spliced from 2 exons.